AUGGCCACAUCUUCAGAGGGCGAAGAUUUCCUAAGCGAUUUAUUGAAGUGCUCAAUCUGUUUGGAAAUUUACAAGAAACCAAAAUGUUUACCAUGUUUGCAUUCAUUUUGUGAAACUUGUUUGCAGGCCUAUGUAAGCAGUAGCACUGAUGAUAAAACUUCAAACACUGAAGAUUUAAAAACGAAAGUAGAUACAUAUACAAUUUCAAAGCAAUCUGAAUUUCAUUGUCCCACUUGCAGGAAUGUCGUGAAGAUUGAGGAUAACUCAUCAAAAACAACGUGGCUCAAAAAUUUACCGGAUAAUUUCUUCAUAGUGAAUUUGAUAGACAGACGUUCAAUUAAAACUGAAAGUAAAACUUGUGAUCCGUGUGCUUCUGACGGAAAACAAGAGCCUGCAUCAACUUGGUGUGUGAAUUGCACCGAAGCACUUUGCAAGCAAUGUGGAGACUAUCACAAAAAAUUCAGAUCAUUUCGCAACCAUUCUUUUUUGGACUUGCACUUGGUAAAGACUCAGGAAAAAGCACCAUUCACUGGUUUUAUACCAUGUCCAGAUCACCCAUCCACGCAAGCUCAGGUGUUUUGUGUUGAUCAUCAUGUAGCAUGUUGCACACUAUGUGCUACAAUUCGUCACAGAAAGUGUUCCGAUAUACUGACACUAGAAGAAGCUGCAAAAGACGUGAAAAAUGAAAAGGUUACACAUGAUUUAAAAGCAAAAUUAGAGGAAUUGGCCACAAAUAUACAAAUGAAGAUUUCUAGUAGGAAGGAGCGACAAAAAAACUUGCAAGCAUCAAAAGAAGCGAUAGAACAGGAAGUGAACACAAUGACAAAUGAAGCUAUCAGUCAUCUAGAAACCCUUAGAGCUUCAUUUAAACAGGAACUUCACAAAUAUCAAGAAGAUGUGUCUGAAACUCUUGAGAGCGAAAUUUCAAAUCUAUCCAAUCUCUUAUCAAGAGUCGUGUAUCAAAAACAGUUACUGACUGCUUCGGUAGAACAAGGGUCAAAUGAAGAGUGCUUAGUUGAAAGACAACACAUAUUGAAAUCAGAAGGAGAAAUAAAGAAUGAUUCCAGUGUUUUCCCUGUCAAAAUAUCAACUGGAAAACUAUCAUUUAGGGCAGAUUCAGAAUUUUUGAAUUUGAAGUCGAAAAUAAGAACACUUGGACAUUAUGUUGAACCGAAAAAAUAUUGCAUGAAAAAGGGGAAAAUCGAACUGCUGCAUAAAAAUGACCUCUGUGUUGGUGUUUGUAAUGCUGUAUUCGAUAAUCAAGGAAAUAUCUUUAUUACUGAUUAUGGGAGGGAGAGAGUGUUUGAAUGUGAUAUUACUUUGAAUUGCAAAUCAACAGUUUCGGUGCCUGGAAAACCGCGGGAUAUAACGAUAGAUAAGGCUGGUCACAUAUUUGUUUCCUUACCAAUGGAGAAAGAAGUCAUUGCAGUGAAUACAAAAAAGAGCACCGUUCAAAAAAUAUUUUCAACAUCAAUUGUUUGUUGGGCAUUAUACUGGAUGAAUGAUACAUUUUUCAUCAGUAAUGGCGACAUUAUUCAGAUAUAUUCUGAUGUCGGGAAGAAAAGAGAUGAAAUAGAGACGUCCACCACCUGGAUGAUAUCCGGAAAACAAGACUCUGAAAGUAUUCUGUACUCUAAAGACGAUAAACUGAUGGAAACCUCGGUUUGUUCUAAGGAAGAGAAGAUAUUAUCUUCCGGAUCCGGUUGUGGACUCCGUGGCGUUAGCAAUGAUCUUGAGGGCAAUAUAUACACAAUUGGGAUUAACAACAACAAACUUUACCAGUUUUCUUCUGAUGGAUAUUUAAUUCGGGAGGUGAAUAUGGGAGAGUUUCAUUUAAAGGGAGAUCCUUGGAGUGUUCGUCUUAGUGACGGCAAUAUGUUUGUCAUUACAACCACUAGAGGUUCUGUUGCUUUGUUUGAGAUAACUUCAGAUGAAUAA
Messenger RNA from Saccostrea echinata, 1938 nucleotides. RefSeq names its product E3 ubiquitin-protein ligase TRIM33-like. Gene Ontology annotation, molecular function: ubiquitin-protein transferase activity; zinc ion binding. The coding region runs from base 1 to 1938 and encodes 645 amino acids. Gene Ontology annotation, cellular component: chromatin; nucleoplasm. The record is from RefSeq and is a predicted model, not a curated record. Gene Ontology annotation, biological process: positive regulation of DNA-templated transcription. Lineage: Eukaryota; Metazoa; Mollusca; Bivalvia; Ostreida; Ostreidae. The transcript has a single exon.